This is a messenger RNA of Taeniopygia guttata (zebra finch), 861 nucleotides long. Lineage: Eukaryota; Metazoa; Chordata; Aves; Passeriformes; Estrildidae. The record is from RefSeq and is a predicted model, not a curated record.
UUUGCCACAGGCAUCACCUCGCUCAUCUCCCUGGCUGUGCUCUCGUACGAGCGCUGCUGCACCAAAAGGACAGCAGAGCCUGACACCACCAACUCCAGGAAAGCUUGGACAGGCAUCAUCCUGUCCUGGACAUACUCCCUGCUCUGGACUGUUCCCCCACUUCGGUGGAGCAGCUACGGGCCAGAAGGACCAGGGAUAACCUGCUCUGUGAACUGGCACUCCCAGGAUGCCAACAACGCAUCCUACAUCAUCUGCCUUUUCAUUUUUUGCCUCGUAAUCCCUUUUGCCAUCAUUGUCUAUUCCUAUGGGAAGCUGCUCUGUGCUGUCAGACAGGUAAGGAAUGCUGUGGAGAGGGGUGAGCAUUAUCAGCAGGUCCAGCAUGGUGAGCAGAGUGCCCAGGGGCCGGGCCGGGGCCGGGAGCAGCGCAUCCUGCUGAUGGUGCUGCUGAUGGUGCUGCUGAUGGUGCUGCUGAUGGUGCUGCUGUUGGUGCUGUGCUUCCUCCUCUGCUGGCUGCCCUACGCAGCUGUGGCACUCCUGGCCACCUUUGGGCAGCCUGGCCUCAUCAUCCCUGCAGCCAGCAUCAUCCGAGCCAUCCUUGCCAAGAGCAGCACUGUCUACAGCCCCAUCAUCUACGUGUUUCUGAACAAACAGGUCAGUGAAAUGCCCUCCUUCCUUCACCUGGAUUCCAGGUAUGCAAGGAGUGAAAAAACAGACAAGGGAGAUAAAGAGAGCAUCAGUGACAUCACCCAAAUCCAUGAGAGGGAAGCUCUGAAAAAGGGCUCCAAGGAGCAAAUUUGUUUGACAAAUCUGUGCUUUUGGCAGUUGGACAACCAGCUCCCCAGAUGUGCAAAGAGCAAAUGA